Messenger RNA from Notechis scutatus (mainland tiger snake), 903 nucleotides. RefSeq names its product cellular repressor of E1A stimulated genes 2 (gene CREG2). NCBI's taxonomy places the organism in Eukaryota, Metazoa, Chordata, Lepidosauria, Squamata, Elapidae. The record is from RefSeq and is a predicted model, not a curated record.
AUGUCCGGGUCCUGCUCGGAGGUCAAGCUGCGUGGAAGAGCACUAGGCGUCUCCUGGAUUUCCUGGGCCCUCUGGGGCAGCUUGGCCCUGGCUCCGGCUUGCGGGUACGUGAUCGUGAACUCGGUCUCCUGGUCGGUGCCCAACGAGGUGGAAGAAGAGCUGGACAGCUCCUCCAACGAAGAGGCUCUCCCCGCCCUCCUCGAAGACACCAGCAGCAUUUGGAAGCAGAGCUACCCGGCCUCGGUUUACAAAGAAGAGGAGAUACGGAGCAGGCCGGGAACGGAGAGAUCGAAGCAAAUCUCUUCGCCGUCGCGGAUGUUUUCUUACCGGAGGGAGAGUUCCAAAGGAGCAGACAGCCCAGCGCUUCCUCUGGAACAAGCAGCCAGAACGGCCCGCUUCUUGAUGCAUCGCCAUGGCUGGGGCUUCUUGGCUACGAUUUCAACCCAAGAAAAGAUCCAGGGGGCACCAUUUGGGACUUGUUUAUCUAUAAGUGAUGGCCCCACAGACAACAGCACCGGGAUUCCUUACUUUUAUAUGACUCCAAAGGAUAAAACUGUAGCGGAUCUGGUGAAAAAUUCAGUUGCUUCAUUGACAUUACCCGAAGCAGAAGGAGAUUUUUGCAGAAAAACAAUUGUUGAUCCUGAUGACCCCAGGUGUACCAGGAUAACUUUUAUUGGAAAGAUGGUUACGGUGCCUCCAGAAGAACUAGAAUCUGUCAAGCAAGCUCUGUUUUCUAGGCACCCCAUAAUGAGAAAAUGGCCUCGCAAUUAUGAAUGGUUCUUUAUGAAAAUGAAUAUUGAACAUAUAUGGCUACAGGACUGGUAUGGAGGAAUUACAGUUAUUACUUUGGAAGAAUAUUUCAAAGCAGUUCCUAGUAAAACGUAACUGAUUUUUUAAGAAUGA